AUGCUCUUCUCCAAGCGCACCCUCCUCGUCGUGGCCGCCGUUCUGUCUGCGCAGGCGCAGGCCCAGAGCGCCCGUGAGGAGCUGCAGGCUUGCAUUGUCAACUGCUCCAGCACCGCCGCCACGAGCGUCGGCUGCACGGGCCUCACCGACAUCAACUGCUACUGCGCCAAGCAGGAGUUCGCCAACGAGGCCGGCGCGUGCGCCGCCAAGUGCCCCAACUACGUCGACGCUGCCCUGCAGGCCGCGUUCGGCCAGUUCGAGGACACGUGCAAGAACGCCUCGACGCCCUUCACGCUCACGCUGCCCUCGGGCGGCAGCGCCGCGUCGCCCACGGGCUCGGCCAGCUCGGCGCCCGCCGCCUCGGGCACGCCCGCCAACGGCAGCGUCACGAGCGCGCCCGCUGCCGCCACGAGCGCGCCGGCCAAGGAUGCCGCCGCCGGCCUCGUCAUCCCCGGCCUGGCUGCCUUCGGCGCCGCCGCCGCUGCCGCCUUCUUCGCCCUCUAA
Tilletiopsis washingtonensis is the source of this 504-nucleotide messenger RNA. RefSeq lists its product as hypothetical. NCBI's taxonomy places the organism in Eukaryota, Fungi, Basidiomycota, Exobasidiomycetes, Entylomatales. The coding region runs from base 1 to 504 and encodes 167 amino acids. The record is from RefSeq and is a predicted model, not a curated record. The transcript has 4 exons.